This is a messenger RNA of Arctia plantaginis, 1107 nucleotides long. Lineage: Eukaryota; Metazoa; Arthropoda; Insecta; Lepidoptera; Erebidae. The record is from the annotation of a GenBank genome assembly.
AUGUAUUCACGUAAAAGCUUUCGCCCUUCUAGCAAUUCCACUUACAAUUUUAAGUCGGCAGUUCGCGAUGGAUAUACAGCGCAGCAACAGGAACAGUAUACAAAAUAUUUAAAAAAGCUAAAAAGUGAGUUCGACGAACGUUGGUGCAAGAAACAAAGAUUCAGUGUGGAAAUAAGUGAAACGGAGACAGUAACAACAUUAGGGACAGGAGCGUUCGGUAGGGUACUGUUAUUAAAGCAUAAGAAGAGCCACAGGCUAUAUGCUAUGAAAGUAUUAGAAAAAGAAAAGAUAGUAAAAAUGAAGCAAGUAGAACACACACUUAACGAAAAACGCAUUCUCGAAUCUAUCAGAUUUCCUUUUACAGUCUAUAUGGAAUUCACUUUCAAGGACAACACGUAUGUGUACUUCAUAAUGCCAUUCGUAUCAGGCGGUGAAAUGUUCACCCAUUUACGACGAAUGGGCAAAUUUGAUGAACCUUUGGCUAAAUUUUACGCUACCCAAGUAAUUUUGGCCUUGGAAUAUCUGCAUUUCUGUAGCCUAGUUUAUCGUGACUUAAAGCCUGAAAAUAUAAUGAUCGAAAAAACAGGCUAUCUAAAAAUUUGUGAUUUUGGAUUCUGUAAAGUGUUGCAAGGGCGCACAUGGACGUUGUGUGGUACUCCUGAAUAUUUAGCACCCGAAUUAAUAUUGAGUAAAGGUUAUGGUUUUUCUGUUGAUUGGUGGUCAUUUGGAGUAUUGCUUUUUGAAAUGAACGCUGGAUAUCCCCCUUUUUAUGCAAAUGAUUCGAUGAGGACCUACGAGAAAAUCGUCAGUGGUAAGUAUAGAUGUCCAUCUGGUUUCAGCACUGAUCUUAGAGAUUUAAUUCGAAAUAUUCUUCAAGUUGAUAUAAGCCAUCGUUAUGGUGUAAUGAGAAAUGGUGUAAUGGAUUUUAAGAAUCAUAAAUGGUUCAGAGGCAUUGAGUGGGAUUCGGUACUCAACUGUCGAACUCAAUCACCAUUUAUACCAAAAUUUAAAUGUCCUGGUGAUACCACGAAUUUCGAUCGAUACGAAGAUGAACCCUUGGUGCAACAUACUCGCUGUCGUUUUGAAUCAGAAUUUAUAGAUUUUUAA